This is a messenger RNA of Anguilla rostrata (American eel), 1358 nucleotides long. It is a transcript of the gene rprm3, whose product is annotated as reprimo, TP53 dependent G2 arrest mediator homolog 3. The record is from RefSeq and is a predicted model, not a curated record. Lineage: Eukaryota; Metazoa; Chordata; Actinopteri; Anguilliformes; Anguillidae. Bases 561 to 902 code for a protein of 113 amino acids. The transcript has a single exon.
AAGACAGCGAGCGCAUGACACCUACAACUCUCUCGUGGCUGCCAUUGUGAGGUUGUCAGCCUGGAAGCUUCUGCACGAAUAUGAAUUUGACUGAAUGCUAUAAUUAACUCGAAUAGAGAACACUUCGGUACAAUAACCUACGUCCUAUACGAAGCCAUGGAAGCUUAUGGAAUAUCACUUCUUAAAUGGCGAAAUUGCGGUCAGUAAAGUAAUUCCGGUUAUUAAUUUUUGACUCUCCGAUUUCUGGAGGAAACUAAUUGGUGCUUGUUUACGCCUGAACCCAAAAAUUUUUAAAAGACAGUGUCAACUAAUUUUUGUUAGCUGCGCUUCGACUGACAUCAUACCCAAUUUGAACGCACAUCGAAAAAUCCAAAAGUGGGAUGCUGUGACGCUGAUCAGAUGUGUCUUCAGUUCAAAGUCAUUUGCUACCAAACCUUCUUUGGUUAUGCACAAGAGACACAGUUCUGAUGCGAAAUUAACCAGGGGAGGGUAGGAGAUUUAAACUUUUUUGAAUCGGAUUAAGAAAACAUAAUUCGCAAAGGAUUAUCAGACAAACCAGCAUGAAUGGCACUACGGGACUCCUGAACCCGACGCUGACCGUGGAAGAGUACACGGACAGUGCGGGAAUUGACAACGUGCGCCAGUGCUGCAACUUAUCUGCUGCCGCCGCCGCCUCGGUCAUUACGGAUGGUCGGUUUGGUCUGUCCCUACCGACCGAGCAAGAUCUCUUCAUCAUGCGCCUAGUGCAGAUUGCUGUGCUGUGCGUAUUGUCGUUGACCGUGAUUUUUGGCAUCUUCUUCCUGGGCUGCAAUCUUCUCAUAAAGUCGGAAAGCAUGAUCAACCUGCUCGUGGAAGACCGCAGACCGUCAAAGGAAGUGGAAGUUAUAAUGGUCGCGUCCUAAGUCGGGGACAGAGCACAGAAGAGUCGGAGGACAUGCUGUGACAUUUAACAUAAAGUGGAUUUUCAUUAUACCCUAUGGGUAAAUGACUUGUUAACUGUUUAUUCUAUUGUUACGAUUGAAAAGUGGUUCAGACUGCAUCCAUAUAAAACAAUGUUAAUGCGCAAACAAAAUAAUCCACUAAUAAUUGCAAGCAUGUUAUUGUAUAACAACCUCGUAAAACGGCAGAGCACACUGGGCUGCCCAACUGGUCGACUAUUCUUUGGUAGAACAAAAAUAUAUGAACGUGUUGGUAACAAUGAUUGUGAAACUACGCAAAGGUUACUAUGUAUUUACUCACUUUGAAACUCACUGUCUGAUCCAGCCUACGCGUAUAGUGUUUCUGAACGUGCAAACUAUUAUGAAUUAGAAGAAAAAAACGUAUCACACUUUGUGUUUUGAAACAUGAAUAAAAUGUAG